AUGAUUGAAAUAGAAGUUAAGAUACCGUUCAAUGAUAGAAUAAGGAAUCAGCUAUUACAAUACAAAGUUGAAACUAUUGGAGAACAAUCAUUUACAGAUGUUUACUAUGAAGAUGAAAACUAUAGUUUGACCACCAGAAACAUCUGGUUAAGACAAAGAAAUGAUAUAUGGGAGUUGAAAUUACCAAGAUCAUUAUCAUUUAAUAAUAAUCAGCAAAUACAACAACAAAAUAAUGAUGUCAGAGCAUAUAAAGAAGUAUUCGAGUUGAAAGAUCUAUACAUUGAACUAUCUAGUGUAUUGAUCGAUCAAAAAAUAAUUGACCAAUGCUUUUCAUCAAUGACUCAUUUGAACAAAAAUAAGAGAAUAAAUGAUCUACUAACCCCUGAUCAAUGCAUGUUAGGUACUGUCUUUUUAUUUAGAGAGUUAAUUGAUAAUUCCACUAAAUAUACAAAAGAUUAUCAAUCAUAUAUCACCGUUCGGGGUAAUAGCAACAAGAAUACAGCAAAAGAAAUUUUUAAAAAGAUUGACCUUUUAGUUUAUUGUAAACAAUCAUUCAUAUUCAAUUUCGAAAUCGAUUUCCAUUCAAAUUUAGAAUUGGAAUAA
This is a messenger RNA of Heterostelium album PN500, 603 nucleotides long. RefSeq lists its product as uncharacterized. Gene Ontology annotation, biological process: dephosphorylation; thiamine diphosphate metabolic process. The record is from RefSeq and is a predicted model, not a curated record. Gene Ontology annotation, molecular function: magnesium ion binding; thiamine triphosphate phosphatase activity. The transcript is spliced from 5 exons. The coding region runs from base 1 to 603 and encodes 200 amino acids. NCBI's taxonomy places the organism in Eukaryota, Evosea, Eumycetozoa, Acytosteliales, Acytosteliaceae.